Molecule: messenger RNA, 1317 nt
Organism: Penicillium egyptiacum
Lineage: Eukaryota; Fungi; Ascomycota; Eurotiomycetes; Eurotiales; Aspergillaceae
Source: the annotation of a GenBank genome assembly
AUGACCUCAAGCAACCCCUCAUACCUUAUUAUUGGCGCGGGUGUCUUUGGUGUAUCAACCGCCUACCACCUCAUCCAGAAGUAUCCCAAUGCAUCGGUAACUCUGGUCGAUCGAGAUGCAUAUGAUGCCGAGUCACGUGUGGCUGCAUCAUGGGAUUGGAACAAGGUUAUUCGCGCCGACUACGACGACAAGAUCUACUGCAGACUUGCUCUUGAGGCUCAAGAAAUUUUCAAAACCGACCCUCUUUGGCAGCCACACUUUCACCAGACUGGCGUUUACUGGACGUGCCGCAGCGACUACGCCCAAAAUGUUAUCACAAAUCACAAGGAACUUGGUCGCCAUGAUGACAUCAUUGCUCUUCCUGUUGCUGAAGCUAGAAAGCUUUAUGGAGGAGUCUUUAAUAAUGCUGACUACACCGGUGUCAAGGAGGUUCUCGUGAACAGGGCUAGUGGCUGGGCUGCCGCCGGAGAUGCUCUUCGAGCAGUGACCAAACGGUGCUUAGAAUUGGGCGUCUCGUACAUCACUGCAUCCGUUACUAACCUCGAGUUCGACGGUCGUGGGUCUUGCACCGGUGUGAAGACACGAGCUGGAGAGACAUUGUCGGCGUCGCAUGUUGUCGUCGCUGCCGGCGCUUUCACACCGACAUUGCUAGAGUGGAGUGCUGUGAAGAGCGGCAACCCUGGGCUACGAGCUGGAGAGCGAAUUGUUGCAGCUGGUAUUACGACCGGAAUGGCACAACUCAACGAGGAGCAAUACGAAAAGUUCAAAGAUAUGCCUGUUGGCUUCCAGGGUUACACACCAGAUGAAGGAAAACCCUUCAUUGGCAGCAUUCCUCCUACUAAAGACCGGGAGCUCAAGUGGUGGGGAUCUAAGAUUUUCACAAACACUCGAGAGGUAUUCCCUGGGCAUUACAUCUCUUCUCCUCCACCCACGCAUGACUACAACCAGUGGAAGGUUCCAGGACCUCUCAAGCAGGAUAUCAUAGAGUCCAGGAAUCUGUGGUAUGGACCCGAAAGUGCCACAUGGGAGAUGACGAAACACCGCAUUUGCUGGGACGCUUUCACCACUACCUCGGACUUUAUCAUUUCGCCUCACUCUGCUUCCAAAGGACUAUACAUCGCUACUUGUGGUUCAUUCCAUGGAUACAAGUUUUUCCCCGUCCUUGGCAAGUACAUCACGCAGAUGCUUGACGGAGAAUUGGCGCCCGAAUUGAUAGAAAGGUGGGCAUGGGACAGACAGCGACCUGACUCUUCCCAAAAUGUGGAGUACCCAAACUCUGAGAUGAAGCAUUUACUGGAACCUGCAGCGAGGCUGUAG